AUGGUAGUGGUGGUGAUGGUUGUGGCCGGUGGUGGCCGGCGGUGGUGGAUGGAGUUGAUGGUGGUCGGAAGUGUUGGUGAUCGGUGUGGUGGUUGCUAUGUGGUGGCCGGUGGUGGUGGUGGCCGGCGGUGGUGGUGGCCGGCAGUGGCGGUGGUGGUGGUGACCGGCGGUGGUGGUGGUGGCCGGCGUGUGACGGUGACCGGUGUUGGUGGUGACCGGAAUAGAUGGUGGUCGGAGUUGGCGGUGAUGGCCGGCGGUGGUGGCAGGCAGUGGUGGCCGGCGGUGGUGACCGGCGGUGGUGGCCAGCGGUGGUGGUUGCUACUGAAGGUAUUGAGGCAACAAGGACAAAUUGAGUAA
Arabidopsis thaliana (thale cress) is the source of this 357-nucleotide messenger RNA. Its product is annotated as glycine-rich protein. The record is from RefSeq and is marked reviewed. The transcript is spliced from 3 exons. The coding region runs from base 1 to 357 and encodes 118 amino acids. Lineage: Eukaryota; Viridiplantae; Streptophyta; Magnoliopsida; Brassicales; Brassicaceae.